Molecule: messenger RNA, 3950 nt
Organism: Chlamydomonas reinhardtii
Lineage: Eukaryota; Viridiplantae; Chlorophyta; Chlorophyceae; Chlamydomonadales; Chlamydomonadaceae
Exons: 19
Coding region: 209-3109 (966 amino acids)
Biological process (GO): translational initiation
Molecular function (GO): translation initiation factor activity; GTP binding; GTPase activity
Source: RefSeq, a predicted model, not a curated record
CCAAACUAGUAGGAAUGAAUUGCUCCACGUUUUCGACUGUUGCGUAGACGACGUUUGGCGUGCUUCUGCUCUUUUCUUGCUCAACUGGGUCUCGCGCCGUGUUGAAUCGGCGUUGACGCUAGGAUUAGCAUUUGUAUUAGGCAUAUAGCCUGCUAUUACAUAGGCCAGUAGACACACCUUCCUGUUCGGUUCAGGGUGCAGCUCGAACAUGGUCGCGCACACGCUUAUCGCGGGCGCCGCGUCGACGCAGUCUGUCAUCAGCACUUCACAAGCUGCCAGCAAGGCGGCCAUGGUCGCUGGGUCGGGAUCGCGGGCCCGGAGAAACGUCGCUGCGGCCGCCGGUCCCGGCCCCGCUGGCCCCGGCUCGCUCACCAAGCCCGCUAUGCCCCCGCCGUCUCGCCCGUCGGCCCCGCCGCCUCCAGCCCAGCUGAGCCGGCCACCGGCUCCUGCGGGCGGCAACGGUGCCCUGUCGCGCCCCGGCCCGCCUCCGCCGGCCCGCCCCACCGGCCCCGCUGCGCCCCCGCCGCUGCGCAACGCACCCGCGCCUGCCCAGCAGGGCGCCGGCAACGGCGCCGGCCCGGCCGCCCCCGCCCCGCCGCGGCCGGCCAUGACCCCACCGCGACCGGCCAUGACCCCGCCGCCGGCGCCGCCCGCGCAGCAGCCCCUGACCCGGCCCGCGGUCUCCAACCCCUUUGCCAACCUGCCGCCCGUGUCGGCGCCCAACGCGGCCGCCUCCACCGCGCCCGCGCCCCUCACCGCCGCGCCGCCGCCGCCACGCCCGGCGCCGCCCAAGCCGGCGCCGCCGCCCCCGGCGCGGCCCAUGCGCCCGCCGCCGCCGCGGCCCACCGGCGGCCCCAACGCCGCACAGUCCGCACCGCCGCCGCCGCGCUCCUUUGGCGCGCCGCCGCGCCCGGGCGCGCCCGCCUCCGGCGCCGCCGCCGCGCCGUCGGCGGCCUCCGGCACCUCCUCCGUGCCCCUCUCCCGCCCGCCCUCCCGGCCGGACCUGCUGCCGCGCCAGCCCGCCACCAGCGCCCCCACGACGCUGGCUGCUGACGCCGCUGCUGCGGCCGGCGGUAGUCAGCUUGUGCGGCCCGACCCGCCCUCGCUGCGUGUGCUGGAGCCGCUCAUGGGGCGCGGCGGGCGCGGCUCCAUGGACAUCGAGCGGAAGGAGAAGGUGACUGCCGAGAUGAAGCGCGAGGCUCGGCGGCAGCGUGAGGCCAGCCGCAUGGAGAAGGCGGCGCUGAGGCGGCGGGACAAGGAGGAGAUCUUCGAGGUCGGCGAUGAGGGCAUGUCGCUGCACGACCUGGCGCAGCUGCUGCAGGUGGACGAGAGCGACAUUGUCCGCUCGCUGUUCAUGAAGGGCAUCGCCAUGUCUAUGGGCCAGCAGCUGGACAAGAACACGGUCAAGGUGGUUGCCGCCGAGUACGAGGUGGUUGUGGUGGACAAGGAGGCGACGUCGGUCACGGACGCCGCCAAGAAGCGCACCGAGUUCGUCACGGAGGAGGACAUUGAGGACCUGGCGCCGCGCCCGCCCGUGGUGACGGUGAUGGGGCACGUGGACCACGGCAAGACCAGCCUGCUGGACUACAUCCGCAAGGCGCGAGUGGCGGCGGGCGAGGCGGGAGGCAUCACGCAGGCCAUCGGCGCCUACAACACGGAGGUGGAGGUGGAGGGCGAGGUCAAGACCAUCUGCUUCCUGGACACGCCCGGACACGAGGCGUUCAGCGCCAUGCGCGCGCGCGGAGCACAGGUGACGGACAUGGCCAUCAUCAUUGUGGCGGCGGACGACGGCGUGAGGCCGCAGACCCGGGAGGCGGUGGCGCACGCGCAGGCUGCGGGGGUGCCCAUCGUGGUUGCCAUCAACAAGAUCGACAAGCCGGGCGCGGACGUGGACCGGGUCAAGCAGGAGCUGCUGGAGCUGAACCUGGUGCCGGAGGAGUGGGGCGGCAGCACGCCCAUGUGCCCCGUCAGCGCCAAGAAGGGCACGGGCGUGCAGGACCUGCUCACACAGCUGCUGUGGCUGGCCGAGGAGAAGAGCCUCAUGUCCAACCCGCUGCGCCCCGCCCGCGGCACCGUCAUUGAGGCCAACCUGGACAAGAAGAAGGGCCCCAUCGCAACACUGCUGGUGCAGGCCGGCACGCUCCGCCCCGGCGACAUCGUGCGCGCGGGCGCCUCCUACGGCAAGGUGCGCUCGCUCACCAACGACCUGGGCCGCCCGCUCGUGGACGCCGGCCCCUCCAUCGCCGUGCAGCUGACGGGUCUGAACAGCGUGCCUGCCGCCGGCGAGGAGUUCGAGGUGUACCCCACCGAGCAGGCGGCGCGCAACGCGGCCAUGGAGUUCGAGGACAAGCUCAAGCUCCAGCGCAUGAUCGACAUGAGCGGCGGCGGCAGCAUGGUGACUCUGGCCUCGCUGGCCACGGUGGACGAGGACCAGGAGGCGCUGCAGCGGCUCAACCUCAUCAUCAAGGCCGACACCAGCGGCAUGGUUGAGGCCAUCAAGGCGGCGCUGGCCAUGCUGCCGCAGCAGUCGGUGGUGCUGCGCUUCCUGCUCAGCGGCGCCGGCGACCUCAACGUGUCGGACGUGGACCUGGCGGCGGCCAGCGGCGGCAUGGUGCUGGCCUUCAACCUGGAGCCCGAUGAGGCAGUGUCCAGCCACGCCAAGCGGCUGGGCGUCAACGUCAAGAGCUACAAGAUCAUCUACGAGCUCAUCGACGACGUCAAGGCCGCCAUGGAGGGCAAACUCAAGCUGGUGGAGGAGCGCGUGCCGCAGGGCACGGCUGUGGUGAAGGCGGUGUUCGGCACCGGCAAGAAGCGCGUGGCGGGCUGCGCGGUGACGGAGGGCAAGCUGACCAAGAGCGGAUACGUCACCGUCAGGCGCGGCAGCGGCAAGAACGCCGUGGUGGUGUACGAGGGCAAGCUGUCCUCCCUGCGCCGCGUCAAGGACAUUGUGGAGGAGGUGUCGGCGGGCCUGGAGUGCGGCGCCGGCUGCGACGGCUUCACGGAGUGGGCCGAGGGCGACAACCUGGAGUGCUACCUGCUGGUCACCAAGAGCCGCCGCCUGGAGGAGGCGCGCGCCACCACCGCGGUGGACGUCAGCACGCUGGCGUGAGGCGAUGGGGCGUGGGGAGGGGGUUAGCUGGGUGGGUAAAGGAGGCGGAGGAGGAGGAGGAGGAGGAGGCGAGGGCUUGGGAAGCUGGGUGCUUGGCGUGUGGGAAGCUGGGAAGCUUGGUGUGUGGGCGGCCAGGAGACGUGUCAGCCAGGCAGGCGCUGUGGCGUACCGGUAAGAUGCGGCUGCUGGAGCGCUGGCUGAGGCGUUUGGGCAUGACGCGAUGGGUGGGACGUGUCAGCCCAUCCGCCGAGAGAGGCGGGUGGCUGACAGACAGUGUGUGCCCUGUCGCUGCUGGCCGGGUGGAACGGCGGCAGUGGAGGGGUCAGAUCAGUGUGGGGGCGGAAGGAUGGUGACGGAUAGUUUACAGCUGCUAGCUAGCACGGGUUAGCAGAGGACCGGGGCCCGCGGUCAUUUAGCAAGAGGGCAAGGUUGCGUGAGCUCGGGUUCAAUUUUUGGAGGUUCCAGAGCUCCAUGCUUGGAUGCAGUUUUGGCGGGUGAGCAGGCUGGCAUUCGGCGGUUGCUUCGGUGAUGUGUUGGUUGGUAGUGGUGAUGGUGAAAGCCGCGUUAGCAGUUCAGCCCUGUCCCGGGCUGUCCGGUACUCGGACUGCUCGGGCUAUCGGGGCUGAUAGGGUUGCACUGGCUGAGGCAUGGCGGGUAAGGCGGUGCUGGAGAGAAACCAGGAUUGCUCGAAUGAUGGGGCGCGGGCCAUGGGUGAAGCAUUCUUGAGAAAUGGUGCCUGUUUUGUUGUGCUUGGUCGCUGGGAUGACUGGACACCUGGCAAGCAAUAAGCCUGUAGAAGUCUGCAAGUUACGAAGUUGUAAUGGUGUAAGCGUCUGGUUUU